This is a messenger RNA of Procambarus clarkii (red swamp crayfish), 2433 nucleotides long. Lineage: Eukaryota; Metazoa; Arthropoda; Malacostraca; Decapoda; Cambaridae. The record is from RefSeq and is a predicted model, not a curated record.
AUGUUCCUGGUGAAGGUGGGUGUGGAGGGCGGCGUGGUUGUGUGCACGCCCACGCGGGAGACUCUGAUGGGCGGCGUGCGGGAGGUAGUGAAGGCGUGCGAGGCUACCAUACUCUCUACUCAGCCUCUCCUGCCUUACUUCACACCCCAGGACAGACUUAGCUAUGUACCGUCCGAGGAGAACCUGGUCCUUCGUACCAUGCUGGAGGACGACCCUCACUUCCGGAGCACCGUCGAGCGAGUCCUGGCCCUGCUGGAGGACAGCUGGAAGAAGGUGGAGGCCGAGGUUGACCCUCUAGGAGCACUGCUGCAGCAGGCCGACACCCAGACGCACGAGGAGGGAAUCCAAGGUCAAGAGCUGAGUGAGCUGGGAUCGUGGCUGGCACAGGUGGAAGGGCUGGUGGAGGCGGCGCGAGGUGUGGAGGAGGUGGUCGGCCUGGGUCUACUGCAGGUGGACCAGACAGCCGCCAGGAAGCUCCUCGUCACCUCUCUACGUCAGCAGCAGCAGCGCAUACAUCAGGACGUUAGCCAGGGGUUUGACCAGCGGGUGAGGGCUCUCCUCGCUGACGCCAACGACAAGUGGCUGGGACUGGAACUGGCCCCCGUUACUGCCCAGCAGGUCGUUACUCUCCUCAACUACGUCUCUGAGGUUAAGGAUCAGAUGGUGCGUGUGAACCACGAAGAGGAGGUGAUCCGGGAAGCUUACGCCAUGAUCCAAGGCUACCACAUCACGCUCCACCCUGAGGUACACAACAAGUAUGAGGCGCUGCAGAAGGAGGUGAAGCGUCUGAGGAAGUCUGUGCGGCGGGGCCUCAUGGAGCGGCCCACAUCCAUUCGCAAGUUGAAGCAACUGCUGGACAAGGAGAUGGAGGAGGUGGACGCCGAGACGGCGAAACUUGCAGAGCAGGUCCAGGCCCUUAGGUUCCUGCGGGUGACGAGCGACCGGGAGGAGGCGCUGAAGAUGCUUGAGGCUGCUGAUGCCCGAGCCUCAACCAUUCGUGCUCAGGCCACCACAAUCACCACCUACCAAACAACAUUCCAGAUGCCUGUGUGCCCCUUCAAGGACCUAGUAGAGGUCGAGGAAGAGAUCUCCCUUAAGAUGCUACUGUGGCGCUCACUGUCUGAGUGGGAAGAGCUCACUGAGCGCUGGUACCAGAGUGAAGUGCGAACUCUGGACGUGGGUGAGGUGAGUCGGGUGACGCAGGAGUACCGUGAUAAGGUUGACUACCUGAUGGGCGCCACACAGCACUCAGACGUCCUCCUCCACCUGCAGGCCCUCGUCUCCCACCUCCACGAGAAGCUGCCAGUACUUGAAGCUCUCACAGACUCUGCACUUCGUCCUAGACAUUGGCAGGAGAUAGAUGCAGCUCUGGGUCAGCCGCUGCCUCCCGCUCUCACCCUGGCUCAUGUAGAUCACAUGGCCCUUCACCAGCACGCUCACACGCUGCAGCAAGUGGCUCACACAGCCCAGCUCCAGCGGCAGAUGGAGAACCGCCUUAAGAAAGUGGAGGAGAGCUGGGAAGCGGCCACCAUUCCUGUGGUGGAGUACACCAGGAAGGAUAUGUAUGUGCUUGGAGACCUGGUCGACCUUGAGUCCCUUCUGUUGCACACUGACCUCACGCUCCACCUUCUGCUACACUCGCAGCACGCUCUUCACAUCAAGAGUGAGACUAUCAAGUGGAAGAACAUCCACACAAUCAUCAGGCAGACACUGAAAGGUGGUUUUCUAGGUGGGUUAGUGAAGAUUAAGGCUUUACUAGAAGCUUAUAAAGGAAACUUUCUUAAUUUAGAACAAGACGACGAAGAUCUCAAGUGCCAGGUAAAGACAUUAUCAAACAGUUUGUCGCAGCAGGAUAAGGAAAUUGCCAUCUUCACUAACAAAGUGAAGGAGGAGCCACGCGUGUUGCCGCAGCUGCGGGGCGGGAUGCUGCAGGAAGAGGCGCUGCAGGAGAGGACGCAGCUGGAGGGCUUGCGAGCGUGUCUAGCACCACUGUUGGGCAUGAGGAGGCAGACGUGCCCUAGACUCUUUCUCUUGCCCGACGCUGACCUCCUCGAGCUGCUCACGAAGGGCCAGGAGCCAGAUGUAUGCCACAAGUACUUGAGGAGGCUCUUCACGGGUAUUGGGAGGCUGGUGCAUGGCAAGGAUGGCAAGAUAGUGGCACUUGUGUCGCCACAGGAGGAAGUCCUCACGCUGGCUAAGGUAACGUGGCCCCCACGGUUCUUGACUGUGGUGGCCCACCACGGCGUGGAGGACUGGCUGGGGAGAGUGGAGAGCGGCAUGAGGGCCGCCCUCAAGCGACUCAUCCUCAAGCACGUCCAGGAGGACCACCUCGACCUCCUCCAGCGGUCCCACCUCCUGCCACUACAGGUACUGACUACUAAGGAACGAUCUUCCUUCCAUAUGUCUAUGCUACGACCCGGAACCUUCUUUUAG